CUUCCCCGCCCCCUCCCUUCCCCCGUCCUUCCCCGCCCGCCGUUUUUUCCUCCGGCCCGACGGACAGGAUGUGGGGCUCGUCGCUCCCCUCCGGCCUGGUCCUGCCCCUGCUAUUGGUGACGGGCUCCCUCCUCCCGGGGCCCGGCGCCGCUCAGAACGCUGGGUUUGUCAAGUCGCCCAUGUCAGAAACUAAACUCACGGGGGACGCAUUUGAGCUGUACUGUGACGUGGUUGGGAGCCCCACUCCAGAGAUCCAGUGGUGGUACGCCGAAGUCAACCGGGCAGAGUCUUUCAAACAGCUGUGGGAUGGUGCUCGGAAGCGCCGUGUCACCAUUAACACCGCCUACGGGGCAAACGGCGUGAGUGUGCUGAGAGUUACCCGCCUCAACUUGGAGGACUCUGGGACUUACGAGUGCAGGGCCAGCAACGACCCCAGGAGGAAUGACUUGAGGCAAAAUCCCUCCAUAACAUGGAUUCGAGCCCAGGCUACCAUAAGCGUCCUUCAGAAGCCGAAGAUCCUCACCAGUGAGGAGAUCACCAUUCACACCCCCAGUUCCCCCAUCACUCUGCAGUGUAACCUCACCGCCAGUGUCCACAUCCUCCUACAGAGCUACUGGACAAAGAACGGGGAGGAACUGUCUGCCACAAAGAAGAAUGUCAGCAAUACCGAACACAGGAUUCCAAAACCCCGAGCUGAGGAUUCGGGGGAAUACCACUGUGUGUACCAGUUCCAAAAUGCUCCCAAUGCAAACGCCACCAUUGAAGUGAAAGCGUCUCCUGACAUCACUGGCCACAAACGGAGCGAGAACAAGAAUGAAGGGCAGGAAGCUCUCAUGUACUGCAAGUCGGUUGGCUACCCACACCCAGACUGGGUAUGGCGUAAGAAAGAGAAUGGAGUGUUUAUGGAGAUCACGAACACCUCCGGCCGCUUCUUCAUCACCAACAAGGACAACUACACGGAGUUGAGUAUCACCAACCUCAGGAUCACAGAGGACCCGGGCGAGUAUGAAUGCAAUGCCACCAACGCCAUCGGCUCCGCCUCCAUCACCACCAUCUUGCGGGUGCGCAGCCACCUGGCCCCUCUCUGGCCCUUCCUGGGGAUCCUGGCCGAGAUCAUCAUUCUGGUGGUGAUCAUCGUGGUUUACGAGAAGAGGAAGAGGCCCGAUGAGGUGCCAGACGAUGAUGAACCAGCUGGGCCAAUGAAAACCAACUCCACCAACAAUCACAAAGAUAAAAACUUGCGCCAGAGAAACACAAAUUAAAAGCACUGCUUAUAAUAGCUUUAGGUUCCUGAAACUGGUGGCAUCAUGACCUGCUAGAAUUUAUGGCUGGGAUUCUUUGGUCCUCGAACUCCAGUUAGUCUUUCCCCCCGACCCACCCCCACUGACCUCCCUUUUCCAAGUGAGCAACAAAACAAUACAAUUGACUGUCUAAAGCAUGCCUUAUUUAGCCUCUCCUGUAUGGAUGACUUAGCCAGAUACAUUUUAGACAAUGCUUCAGUGUAGAAGGUGUAAACUAUUUUGGGCUUGAUGUGCUGUGAAUGUUGCCUUUUUAAUUUCCUUGGUUAAAAUAUAUUUAAAUAGAAGUAUCAGGUCUGGUAAGAGUAAUCAUGCAUGCGCCAUUUUUUACUAAAUGCAGCUGUUAAAUUGGCAAAGCUCUAAAAUGCACUGCUGCCAUCUAGUGACACAUUUUUGUAAAGUACAGCAAAACCUAAAAAUAUAUACAGUAUAUAUAUAUAUAUAUUUAUAUUUUUGGGGGAGGGAGAAACCAAACUACAGUAAAUGCUUGUUUCAUUUUUAAGCUGCUGAUAUUCAUUCCGUAUUGUACAUCAUAAGAUUGAGAGAGAAUUAUGCUGUUCUGGCACUUAGAAGAAUAAUAUAAACUGAAAUUUAUAAUCUUAAGGGCUUAACCUAAGACUUUAAUAAGACGCUGGAACAGUCCAUUGAAUGGUGACGAAAUGCAGUAAAUACUUCAAUAUAUAUAUAUAUGUGUAUGAUUGCUUAAGUGAUUUCUUGUGUUAAAUCAUGUAAAUUCUCUAAUCUUUUUGCACUGAUGUGUUCUACCAUAUUCUUGUACAUUCAAUUCAGGCAAACUUUUAUAAUUUACUGUUUGUUUCCAACAAUCUUGAAAAUGUUACAUAGCAUGGUACUAUUCUAUGCAACUAGUUACACUUUUUCAGUUUGACACUGUAGUUUCUCACAUUGAUUUAAACAUUGAUUGUAGAAUUACAAACCUAACAACAGGGUUCUCAUGCGGUACAUAACUGAAGGUGCAUGAACUUGUGUUUCUGUGUAUUUGUUGAAGUGCAAUGAUGUAUAAAAGUGAAUUCACCUGUUUUUAAAAAUAAAACACUGACCAGAAA
Molecule: messenger RNA, 2362 nt
Organism: Ornithorhynchus anatinus (platypus)
Lineage: Eukaryota; Metazoa; Chordata; Mammalia; Monotremata; Ornithorhynchidae
Gene: NPTN
Product: neuroplastin
Exons: 9
Coding region: 69-1262 (397 amino acids)
Biological process (GO): axon guidance; dendrite self-avoidance; homophilic cell-cell adhesion
Cellular component (GO): plasma membrane; axon
Molecular function (GO): cell-cell adhesion mediator activity
Source: RefSeq, a predicted model, not a curated record